CACAGAGAAGAGAGUAGAGCUCCCUUGGAGCUUGUGAUUUGGAUGAUGACCCAAAACAAGGGAUAGAUAUGACUAUAUGGCAGCCUAUGAAGGCAGAGCACUGGGGAAACUGGUAAACAAGGAAGGAGAGGUGGCAGUAAAGGAAGGAGAUGGCUUAGAGCCCAGGCAGGACAAUGUCACUGUGUUUCCUACACAGCUUCCCAAACCAGCCAUUCGGGCAACUGACUCUUUUGAGAACCAUGAGAACACAGUGCGCCCUCAAGCUUCUCUUCAGUUCCAGGGAUUCCAAGAGCUUAUCAAAAUCCCCCCAGAUGAUUCAUCCACUGAUGUAUACAACUUUAACUUUUUGUUGUCAAAUGUGAAUAAAGACAACCAUGAAGACCAUACCCAAAAAACCAUCUCAAGCUACAGCCCCUCACAGUUCAGUUGCCUGGGCUUGAUGCAGGAUCAAAUGAUGUGUAAAACAACCAACUCCUAUCAGAUGACACAAGUAAGAAGCAUCCAGGCAGAGGAUGGAACCUGCAGCAAAUGGAAAGAAAUUAGAAAACCAUAUGUAGUGAAAAGAAUGCCAAUUCGGAAAGCACCUCAAGCCACUCCAGAUCCAGUGCCUGAGAGAAAAAGAACAGCUCCUAUUAACCCUGCAUACACAAUUCGCAAGUCAAGAGUUGCUAGCAGUGUCCACACAAGACCAUACAGGGAUAGGGUGAUUCACUUAUUGGCAUUGAAGGACUACAAGAAACCUGAACUGCUUGCUCGGCUUCAGAAAGACGGCAUCACCAAAAAUGAAAUGAACUCCCUUGGAGAAAUUCUGCACCAAGUAGCCAACCUGAAUACUCAGAGUUUUUCAUAUACCUUAAAGGACUGUGUUUUUAAGGAGCUCCAAAAAGACUGGCCGGGAUAUAAUGAGUUAGAGAGGCAGUCAUUGGAGUUGGUGCUUUCCAGAGGAGUAGAUGCAUUUCAGAACGCGACGGGUACCAAUUCCACAGAAUCUUCUGUAGGUUCCAGUACAGCUGGAACAUCCCAGGAACAGCUUUCCAGUGCAGGUGUUGUUAAUUUGUUGAGGAGAAAAGUUAGAAUAUCUCGCCUGACAACUGCAAUACGGUCAACACCAAAUGGCCGUUUGAAUAACACCAGAGCAAAAUCUGCUGUAGGGCUCUCGGGCCAUUCUGAGGCUAUUGCCCACUCCACCCGUCUUCCGCGGCCCACAGCCCGCUUUCCCUCCUCACAUCCUCCUCAGCCUGCAUGCUCCAGCAGCAAUUCCUGUGGCAAUGCAGAAGGACCUGGGGCUCCAGGUUCACGUGUUGCCAGCUUUAGUCAAAAUAGAAAAAUCUUUGUGAACCAGUGGCGUAAACAUCCUCCCUUGAAAAUUUUACCCUCUAUUUCAGUUCAAGCGAUGUAUCCAGAGCCUGUGGAGAAAAAACCUUUGAUGUCUGAUAAGAAGUCUGAAUAUACAUUUGUGGAACAUGAAGCAAAGAACCGAGAGUACAAUGUUGAGAUGAUGGGGAGACAGAAGACAGAUCCAGAAAGACAAGGUGAAAGUGCAAAGCCAAACUCAAACGAAGUUAAAGAGGUUUGCACUGCUUCUGGGAAGACUGGUGGUGCAGCCUCCGGGCUCCCAGAUUAUUUGGCUAACUAUGUCACUAUAGUUUCCUCUGAGCAACGUCAGCAGUAUGAGCAGGAAUUUAGAGCAGAAUAUGAUGAAUAUCAGAGCUUGUAUGCCAAGAUGCUGACUUUAGCUAGAAUAUUUAUUAACCUUGAUUCAAAGAGGAAGCACCUUUCUCCAGAUUCAAAAGAAUAUCAGGAUAUUAAUAAAAUAAUCUCUCUAGAAUAUCAGAAGAUGAGACAGAUUAAUCCCAAUUAUUGUGCGGAAAAACAUAGAUGCCAGUAUCUUUAUAACAAGCUGGUUCACAUUAAAAGAUUAAUAAAUGAUUAUGACCAGCAGCGUGUAAAAUCAUAGCACUGGAACAGAGCUAGGAUCGGAAUAAAUAAAUAUGAGCUUACUUAUUUAACAUGCUGAAUUGCUUGCUCUAGGAUUCUAAAGGGAUAAAACCACUUUGUUGAAACAGUAUUACCAUUUUAAGUUUUCUUCCUUUUUAUGUUCCUUUUGAUUUUAGUUUUCAUUUUUGAUUUUUUUGUUUAUUUGAUUUUAUGUUGACUUAUGUUUAUUUUAAUUUUAUGUUAUUUUCAUUUUUCUUUAUUUACUUUUCACUUCCUUUUACUUUGCUUUGUCUGUACCUUCAAAGCUGUUUCAUCUGAUCCCUUUUACACAUAAAAUGUGUGU
Messenger RNA from Zalophus californianus (California sea lion), 2281 nucleotides. Its product is annotated as RNA polymerase II elongation factor ELL2-like. Gene Ontology annotation, biological process: transcription elongation by RNA polymerase II; positive regulation of transcription elongation by RNA polymerase II; snRNA transcription by RNA polymerase II. Gene Ontology annotation, cellular component: transcription elongation factor complex. Bases 77 to 1957 code for a protein of 626 amino acids. The transcript is spliced from 2 exons. Gene Ontology annotation, molecular function: cis-regulatory region sequence-specific DNA binding. NCBI's taxonomy places the organism in Eukaryota, Metazoa, Chordata, Mammalia, Carnivora, Otariidae. The record is from RefSeq and is a predicted model, not a curated record.